UUCAAGACGAUCAAGUUUCCUUCCCAAGGAACCGUCUUUGACUUUUACAUUGACCCAGAAACAAAGAAAUUUGAGCCUUGGUCCAGGCUUAUCCCCAAAUUUGAAUUUGAUCCAGAAACGCCAUUGCAGGCCUGCCUGGUACACACCAAUGAAACCAUCCGAGUGCGUUACUUCAUGGAUCACCUCUUGGAAAAGCGCAGGCCAAUCAUGCUGGUGGGAAAUGCAGGCACAGGGAAGUCUGUGAUUGUGGGUGAUAAGCUUUCCUCGUUGGAUUCUGAAGAGUACAUGGUGAAGAAUGUUCCUUUUAAUUACUAUACCACUUCUGCCAUGCUGCAAGCUGUCCUUGAGAAACCACUAGAUAAGAAGGCUGGAAGGAAUUAUGGUCCACCUGGAACAAAGAAACUCAUCUAUUUCAUUGAUGACAUGAACAUGCCUGAAGUAGACAGUUAUGGGACAGUUCAGCCUCACACAUUGAUCCGUCAGCAUCUGGACUAUGGGCACUGGUAUGACAGAAACAAGCUGUCCCUGAAGGAAAUCAUGAAUGUGCAGUACGUGUUGUGCAUGAAUCCCACGGCAGGCAGCUUCACUAUCAACCCACGUUUGCAGCGCCACUUCAGUGUAUUUGCCCUUUCAUUUCCUGGGUCAGAUGCUCUAUCCACCAUUUAUAGCACCAUCCUAACACAGCACCUGAAGUGGGGGAACUUCCCUGCGGCUUUACAGAAAUCAUCACAGCAGUUAAUAAAUCUGGCGCUUGCCCUGCACCUGAAAGUUGCUGCAACUUUCCUGCCAACAGCUAUCAAAUUCCAUUACAAUUUCAACCUAAGGGACUUCUCCAAUGUCUUCCAAGGGAUUCUGUUUUCAACCCCUGAAUGUCUGAAGACUCCCCAGGACUUGGUUAAACUGUACCUGCAUGAAUCUAAUCGUGUUUAUCGGGAUAAGAUGGUUGAUGAGAGAGACUUCAGCCUCUUUGAUAAAAUGCAAAUAGAGGCUGUGAAAAAGUACUGUGAAGACAUGGAGGAUACCCUGGAACAGACAAAGAAGAUAAAUAUGUUUUGCCAUUUCGCAAAAGGCAUAGGGGAGCCCAAAUACAUGCCUGUUCAGAGCUGGGAGUCACUGAACCAGCUCUUAGUGGAAGCUUUAGAGAAUCACAAUGAAGUCAACUCUGCCAUGAACUUGGUUCUGUUUGAAGAUGCCAUGUGCCACGUUUGCCGGAUCAACCGUAUCCUGGAAUCUCCCAGGGGGAAUGCAUUGCUGGUUGGUGUCGGAGGAAGCGGUAAGCAGAGUCUGACAAGAUUAGCAGCUUUCAUUAGCUCACUGGAGGUUUUCCAGAUCACCUUGAGAAAAGGCUAUGGGAUCCCUGACCUGAAGGUAGACUUAGCCGCGCAGUACAUUACAGCAGGAGUGAAGAAUGUGGGUACUGUCUUUCUGAUGACAGAUGCUCAAGUGGCCGAUGAGAGGUUUUUAGUGCUAGUAAAUGACUUGCUAGCUUCAGGAGAAAUUCCUGAUCUUUUCCCAGAUGAUGAAGUUGAAAAUAUUAUCAGUAAUGUGAGGAAUGAAGUAAAAGCCCAAGGACUGAUGGACACCAGGGAGGCUUGCUGGAAAUUCUUCAUUGAUCGAGUUAGACGACAGCUCAAGGUUGCUCUUUGCUUUUCCCCUGUGGGAAAUAAAUUGAGAGUUCGCAGUCGGAAGUUCCCAGCCAUUGUAAACUGUACAGCGAUAGAUUGGUUCCAUGAGUGGCCCCAAGAGGCUCUGGAGUCCGUCAGCUUGCGCUUCUUGCAAGGGACAGAAAAUAUUGAGGCUCCAGUGAAAGAAUCUAUCAGUAAGUUCAUGGCUUACGUGCACACCAGUGUGAAUGGGAUGUCCCGUUCUUACCUGAGUAAUGAACGUCGCUAUAACUACACCACUCCUAAGUCAUUUUUGGAGCAAAUCAAACUGUAUCAGAAUUUGCUGCUUAAAAAGAGGAAAGAACUGACAGCAAGGAUGGAGCGGCUGGAGAAUGGUCUGCAGAAGCUCAGCAGCACCUCGGCCCAGGUGGAUGAUCUAAAAGCAAAACUGGCAGCCCAAGAAGUGGAGCUGAAACAAAAGAAUGAGGAUGCAGACAAGCUGAUCCAGGUGGUAGGCAUAGAGACAGAGAAAGUGAGCAAGGAGAAAGCCAUUGCUGAUGACGAGGAACAGAAGGUGGCCUUAAUUACCCAAGAGGUCCAGCAGAAGCAGAGAGACUGUGAGGAGGACUUGGCAAAAGCUGAACCUGCUCUUGCUGCCGCCCAGCAAGCUCUUAACACACUCAAUAAGACCAAUCUGACAGAGCUGAAGUCAUUUGGAUCACCGGUCUCUGCUGUCAGCAAUGUCACUGCUGCCGUAAUGGUGCUCAUGGCUCCGGGUGGGAAGGUCCCUAAGGAUAGAACCUGGAAAGCAGCCAAGGUGGCCAUGUCAACGGUGGAUAGCUUCCUGGACUCCUUGGUCAACUUCAACAAAGAGAACAUACAUGAGAACUGCCUUCGAGCCCUGCAGCCCUACCUGCAGGAUCCACAGUUCAAUCCUGAGUUUGUGACAUCCAAGUCCUAUGCAGCUGCUGGCCUCUGCUCCUGGGUCAUCAACAUUGUGCGCUUCUAUGAAGUGUAUUGUGAUGUGGAGCCCAAGCGCCAGGCCCUCAACAAAGCAAAUGCUGAGCUGGCUGCUGCUCAAGAAAAGCUGGCUAGCAUAAAGGCCAAAAUUGUGCACCUUAAUGAAAACUUGGCAGUACUUACAGCCAAAUUUGAAAAGGCCACAGCAGAGAAGCUGAAAUGCCAGGAAGAAGCUGAAGCCACCGCCAAGACUAUUACCCUUGCAAAUCGACUGGUUGGUGGCCUUGCCUCUGAAAAUGUGAGAUGGGCUGAAUCUGUCAAAGAUUUCAAGAUUCAAGAGAGUGCAUUGUGUGGAGAUGUCUUACUGAUUACAGCCUUUGUCUCCUACUUGGGUUACUUCACCAAGAAGUACAGGCAGGAUUUGAUUGAUAGUGUUUGGAAACCAUACUUGCGCCAGCUGAAGCAUGAUUUGGUGACUUGUUAUGGAAUGGCAUUUAAUGAAUAUGAGAAAAUGAUGUCGUCAGUUACAGUGCCAGGAGCAUCACAUAGAAGUGAGCAAGCCCUUUCAUAUGGAGUUAGAUUCAUAAAUGGACAGUGUUUCAUAAAUGUAUAUCUGGACAUGAUUGAACAGGCUCUUGCUGCUGGUGAAGUUGUUCUUAUUGAAAACUUGGAAGAAUCUGUUGACCCAGUCCUAGGUCCAUUGCUUGGUCGAGAGACCAUCAAAAAAGGAAGGUACAUUAAAAUUGGAGAUAAGGAAUGAAUACAACCCCAAUUUCCAUUUAAUACUUCAUACAAAGCUAGCAAACCCCCAUUACCAACCAGAAAUGCAGGCUCAGUGUACCUCAUCAACUUUACAGUGACUCAGGAUGGCCUGGAAGACCAACUAUUAGCAGCAGUUGUCAGUAUGGAGAGGCCUGACCUAGAAGAGCUAAAGUCUAAUCUCACGAAGCAGCAGAAUGGAUUCAAAAUAACUCUGAAGACUUUGGAGGACAACCUACUGUCCCGCCUCUCCUCUGCUUCAGGGAACUUCCUAGGAGACAUAGCCUUGGUAGAAAAUCUGGAAGUCACCAAACAGACAGCUGCAGAAAUUGAAGAAAAGGUCCAGGAGUCCAAGGUGACAGAAACAAAGAUUAAUGAAGCAAGGGAGCAUUACCGACCUGCAGCAGCCCGGGCUUCCUUGCUAUACUUCAUUAUGAAUGAUCUCAAUAGCAUCCAUCCCAUGUACCAGUUUUCUCUGAAGGCAUUCAGUGUUGUCUUCCAGAAAGCUGUCGAAAAAGCUGCCGUGAAUGAAAACCUCAAAGAACGAGUAGCCAACCUUAUUGACAGCAUUACCUUCUCUGUGUUCCAGUAUACAACCCGAGGUCUGUUUGAAUGUGACAAACUGACUUAUACAGCUCAGAUCACUUUCCAGAUACUUCUGAUGAAUAAAGAAAUUAACACCAUGGAACUUGAUUUCCUGCUACGAUAUCCUGCCCAACCAGGAGUCACCAGUCCAGUAGAGUUUUUGUCUAAUCAAUCAUGGGGUGGUGUUAAGGCUCUGUCAUCCAUGGAACAAUUUCGCAAUUUGGAUCGGGACAUUGAGGGUUCUGCCAAACGAUGGAAGAAGUAUGUGGAGUCUGAAUGUCCAGAAAAGGAAAAGUUUCCACAGGAAUGGAAAAACAAGUCAGCUUUGCAGAAGCUGUGUAUGAUGAGAGCCAUACGACCUGACCGUAUGACAUAUGCUGUCCGAGAUUUUGUGGAAGAGAAGCUGGGGAGUAAAUAUGUGGUAGGAAGAUCUCUGGAUUUUGCAACAUCAUUUGAGGAGUCGGGACCUGCAACCCCCAUGUUUUUUAUCCUCUCACCUGGAGUUGACCCCCUGAAGGAUGUAGAAAAACAUGGGAAGAAACUUGGCUACACAUUUAAUAACAGGAAUUUCCAUAAUGUCUCACUUGGGCAAGGUCAGGAGGUAGUGGCGGAGCAGACCUUAGACCUGGCUGCAGCGGAGGGACAUUGGGUUAUCCUUCAGAACAUCCACCUGGUGGCCAAGUGGCUGAGCUCUCUGGAAAAGAAGUUGGAGCAGCACAGUGAAGGCAGUCAUCUGGAAUUCCAUGUCUUCAUAAGUGCAGAACCUGCAGCUUCACCUGAGGGUCAUAACAUUCCUCAAGGGAUCCUGGAGAACUCCAUCAAAAUCACAAAUGAGCCCCCAACAGGAAUGCAUGCCAAUCUCCACAAGGCUCUGGACAAUUUCAGUCAGGACACCCUGGAGAUGUGUACUCGUGAGAAUGAGUUUAAGAGCAUCCUUUUUGCCCUGUGCUACUUUCAUGCUGUGGUGGCAGAAAGGCGCAAGUUUGGACCGCAAGGUUGGAACCGUCUGUAUCCCUUCAAUACGGGAGAUCUCACCAUUUCAGUCAAUGUUCUGUACAAUUACUUAGAGGCUAGUUCAAAGGUACCCUAUGAUGACCUGCGAUACCUCUUUGGAGAGAUCAUGUAUGGAGGACAUAUCACAGAUGACUGGGACAGGCGCCUCUGUAAGACCUAUCUGGAGGAAUUCAUUAAGCCUGAAAUGUUGGAGGGAGAAUUUUUGCUAGCUCCAGGAUUUCCCCUCCCGGGAAACAUAGACUACAAUGGUUAUCACCAGUAUAUAGAUGACGCCUUGCCUGCCGAAUCUCCAUACCUUUAUGGCCUCCACCCCAAUGCAGAAAUUGGUUUCUUGACCCAAACCUCAGAAAAGCUGUUCCGGACCAUUUUGGAGCUGCAGCCUCGGAACACCAGCUUAGGUGAAGGUGCAGGGACUACCCGGGAAGAGAAGGUGAAAGCACUGCUGGAUGACAUCAUGGAGAAGCUGACUGAUGAGUUUAACAUUCCAGAGCUGAUGGCCAAGGUGGAAGAGAGGACACCGUACAUUGUUGUGGCAUUCCAGGAGUGUGAACGAAUGAAUCUCCUGACUAGUGAGAUCCGGCGGUCCCUGAGGGAGCUGGACCUGGGGUUAAAGGGUGAAUUAACCAUGACCAGUGAUAUGGAGACCCUGCAAAAUUCCAUCUUCUUAGACACAGUGCCUGAGUCCUGGACCAGGAGGGCUUAUCCUUCCAUGGCUGGUCUCUGCAGCUGGUUUGCUGACCUUCUCAGUCGUAUCAAGGAGCUGGAGACGUGGACAGGGGACUUCAUGCUUCCAUCUGUGGUGUGGUUGGCAGGUUUUUUCAACCCCCAGUCUUUUUUGACAGCCAUAAUGCAGUCCAUGGCUCGAAAGAAUGAGUGGCCACUGGACAAAAUGACCCUGCAGUGUGAUGUGACCAAAAGAAAUCGUGAGGAUUUUACCAGCCCGCCACGGGAAGGAGCAUAUGUCCAUGGCUUGUUCAUGGAGGGUGCACGCUGGGAUAUGCAGGCAGGUUUAAUUGCCGAUGCCCGCCUGAAGGACCUGACUCCAUCCAUGCCAAUUAUUUUCAUCAGAGCCAUCCCUGUUGAUAAACAAGACAACCGCAAUGUGUACCCUUGCCCUGUAUAUAAAACCCGCCAACGAGGCCCAACCUAUGUCUGGACCUUUAACCUGAAGACUAAAGAGAAACCUUCCAAGUGGGUUUUAGCAGGAGUAGCACUCCUCCUACAAAUUUAGACUCCAACUCAAACACCCUUUCCCCUGAAGAUACCAGCCACAGAUGCAGGCGAAACAUCAGGAGAAAACCAGCAACACUUCCAAAAAAAAAAAAGCUACUGUGCCUUCUUUUGGAUAUUUUCACAAAUUGAAUUAACUCAAGGCUGGUUCACAUCGGUACUGUUCAAAAGUGACCUUGAAUGUGUAGACAACCUUUAUAUGGGUGUCGAGUAAUUCUUGUGGUAUGUUAAAUGCAUGUAUAGCUCAACAUAAUGUAUAACAUAAACCCCACAUUUAUCCAUGUACUGUGUAGCCAACCUAAGACCUGUAGCAGCGCAGAGAGUGAGAGAGAGAGUCUUUCUCCUGGAAUGCUGCUCUGUCUGACCUGGCAUAACAGUGUCCUGAAAUGUAUAAGUCUGUUUCAGAAACUUCAUAUUGGGACUGUGUCUGGCAAGAGUGCCUCAAGGGCUUCCCCCCAUACCCACAACUUCAUGCCUGGCCCAUACUCAGGAAAUAACAUUUGAAUAUGGAAAACAGCACCACCUGGGCGAGACCAGUUCUUUUGUAUUUGUCUCUUAAUCUACUCAAGAGUCUUCUGUGACUCAUCUCCUUGUGACCAUAUAUGUUGCAAAACCCAUUAAGGGUUGUCACCUGCUUUGUCCAACACCUGGCAAAAUCCCAUCAAAGAUAAUGGGUCAUCAGCUCAAUGGUCAGAUACUCAAGACCAUUACCUCACCUUGGAACAGCAGGAAAAAUCCUUUCUGAAAAGGAUUACAUUUGCCCAAGACAUGCUUUUGUCCUAUAAAAGCAUGUCUCAGACCCCAGUCAGUUGUUCAAUAUUAUCACGCCACCAUGGUGGUUGGUAAUAUUGUUCUAUUAGCAUUGAUCAUCCAGAGCCUAGUCAUCAGGUCUCUGUUUCCGGGUCAUCACCUACAAGACUGGUAAUAUAAACUUUGAUAUCCCAUCCCUUCUCUCUCUAUAUCCAAAACCUGUCUUUCACCUCUAAAUUAUAUCCUAGGAACCCUUGAAUGUGGUUUUUUUUACCCCAGUUAUUGAGUGAUAUAGCGAUCAAGGUACCCAACGCUCCUCAAGCAACUCUAAGGGACAUUGUGCUCUAUAGCUAAUUUCUCCAACCAAAGAGGGUUGUUGUGUCCCACCAUUUUGGGUAACAACUGGGUUGUAAAGUAAUCAGUUGUAAAGUGACCAUGCAUUGGCUAUUUCUUAUAAACAAAGGUACACAUAUAACAUGUGAAGUGGGCUAAGAUGAAUACACCAUCCCAUUGUAGCAUGGGAGGGGAGCUGUAGUUCAGUGGUAGAGCAUCUGCUUGGCAUGCUGAAGGUCCCAGAUUCAAUCCCCAACAUCUCCAGUUAAAGGAUCUGGCAGUAGGUCAUGGGAAAGGCCUCUGCCUGAGACCCUGGAAAGCCUCUGCCAAUCUGAGUAGAGAGUACUGACUUUGAUGGACCAAGGGUCUGAUUAAGUAUAAAGCAGCCUUACGUGACCAUGUGAACUUGCAUUCAUGAAUGAGCCAUCAGAGUUCAUGAAUCACUGGAACAGAUAAAGGUUCCAUAUUAGUAUUACCUCAGUCACAAAGUAGGGUGGAUUUGAUUUAAAUCAAAUCAAUUUACAUCACAAUUUAAUUCACUAGUUAGUAAGACUAAACUUAAAUCAUUGUUUUCUGCAAAAGUUUUCAUCAUGUUGUUUCAUUUCAGGCCACCAAGCCUUUGCAUUUCUUUGCUGUGGUGUUUGCAAACGUGGCUGCCUUACCCCAUAGGUAAAGGAAGUUCAUUAAAAUGUUCCCAAAUCA
This is a messenger RNA of Sphaerodactylus townsendi, 7937 nucleotides long. RefSeq names its product dynein axonemal heavy chain 9-like. The record is from RefSeq and is a predicted model, not a curated record. Gene Ontology annotation, cellular component: dynein complex. Gene Ontology annotation, biological process: microtubule-based movement. NCBI's taxonomy places the organism in Eukaryota, Metazoa, Chordata, Lepidosauria, Squamata, Sphaerodactylidae. Gene Ontology annotation, molecular function: dynein light intermediate chain binding; minus-end-directed microtubule motor activity; dynein intermediate chain binding.